UAUUUUACGUUGAUGGACCAUCUUUUCUUCUCCUUUCCAAUGCUGUUCACUUUCAUUAUCUUUCUGUUCACGUUGCUGAAACCUGGGAAGAGAUUCAGAACCAACAACUUGACUCUAAAUCUACCACCAGGGCCAUGGAAGUUGCCUGUUAUAGGGAACAUGCACCAACUUGCUGGCUCUCUGCCCCAUCAUUCAUUAAGUGAUCUAGCCAAGAAAUAUGGCCCCUUGAUGCACCUUCAGCUUGGAGAGGUCUCAAACAUCAUUGUUUCUUCUCCAGAAACUGCUGCAGAAGUGAUGAAAACCCAUGACAUCUUUUUUGCCAAUAGGCCUUAUCUGCUUUGUGCAAAUAUUGUAUCUUAUAAUGCAACAGACAUUGCAUUUUCACCUUAUGGAGAUUAUUGGAGGCAGCUGCGAAAAAUUUGCACGUUGGAGAUGUUAACUUCAAAACGUGUGCAAUCAUUCAGUCCAGUUAGGGAAGAAGAAGUAUCAAAGCUGGUUAGAGCAAUUUCUUCCAAAGCAAGAUCACCAGUCAACCUUAGUAAGAUGCUAUAUUCUCUCACAUAUGAAAUUGUUUCAAGGACUGCUUUUGGUGGGAAAUGCAAAGAGAAAGAGGAAUUCACAUUACUUUUCAGGGAAGCUAUAAAAUUGGGUGCAGGAUUCACUAUUUCAGACUUGUUCCCUUCAGUAAAAUUGCUUCAGUUCUUCAAUGGGUUGAGGCCUAAACUUGAGAGGCUGCACCAAAAAGUGGAUAAGAUUCUUGAAAAUGUCAUCAAUGAACAUAAAGCUAGCAAAGGAAUGGCAAGGAGUGGUGAGGGCGAAUCGGAUGACCUUGUAGAUGUUCUUUUGAGUCUUCAAGAGCAUGGUAACCUAGAAUUUCCUUUAACAAUUGACAACAUCAAAGCGGUACUAUUGGAUAUUUUCAUUGCUGGGAGUGAUACAUCAUUCACAGCAGUAGAAUGGGCAAUGUCAGAAAUGCUGAAAAACCCAAGAAUUUUGCAGAAGGCUCAGACAGAAGUGAGGCAGGUUUUCCAUAGAAAGGGAGAUGUUGAUAGUGAAAGGCUUCAUGAAUUAGAGUACUUGAAGCUUGUCAUCAACGAAACUUUGAGAUUGCACCCUCCUAUUCCUUUGCUACUUCCGAGAGAGUGCUCUGAGAGAUGCAAAAUUAAUGGAUACGAUAUACCAGUCAAGUCCAAAGUCAUCAUUAAUGCGUGGGCGAUUGGCAGGAACCCUGACUAUUGGACUGAAGCUGCAAGGUUUUAUCCAGAGAGAUUUCUUAAUAGUUCAAUUGACUAUAAAGGAGCUAAUUUUGAGUUCAUCCCAUUUGGUGCUGGAAGAAGGAUGUGUCCUGGCAUGUUGUAUGGUAUUGCCAAUGUUGAGUUACCUCUUGCACAGCUGCUGUCAUUUAACUGGAAACUUCCUGGUGGGAGAAAGAUAGAAGAUCUAGACAUGGAUGAGGCUUUUGGGGCAGUAGUUAGAAGAAAAAAUGAUCUGUGCUUGGUUCCAAUCCGUUAUUGUUCUCAAACAACUUAAUAAAGACUGCCUGGAGGCAGUUGUUAUCUAUAUUUGGUCAGGAACACAAAUAUCUGACGUCUGGUAAGCAGAACUACCAAAUGCCACUAUGUCAUGAUUUCUACUAAUUUGAAUACUAUGGAUUUCCUUAUUAGUCACUUUUUCCCAAAUAAUUUUAUG
This is a messenger RNA of Theobroma umbraticum, 1689 nucleotides long. Its product is annotated as cytochrome P450 71D9-like. NCBI's taxonomy places the organism in Eukaryota, Viridiplantae, Streptophyta, Magnoliopsida, Malvales, Malvaceae. Gene Ontology annotation, molecular function: oxidoreductase activity, acting on paired donors, with incorporation or reduction of molecular oxygen; heme binding; iron ion binding. The record is from RefSeq and is a predicted model, not a curated record.